Molecule: messenger RNA, 390 nt
Organism: Cooperia oncophora
Lineage: Eukaryota; Metazoa; Nematoda; Chromadorea; Rhabditida; Trichostrongylidae
Source: the annotation of a GenBank genome assembly
AUGGAUAGUUCAUUUGGCCCAGACUUACGAAAGUUUGACGGGAUAUCCAAUUUCGUGAUGAAUAGUGUUGGUGUGCAGUUCACUGCUGGUAGUGAUAAGUUCAUCCGCCAGACAUCUCAUGUCCGAGUCAUAAAUAGUAGACUUUAUGAGGAUGGUGCUGGAAAUUGGACACCGGCCAAAUGUGGGCCGCUUGAUGGGCGUUUGGUGAGUAGUACACGACUUUACAAUUGCUCUGGCCUGUUAUUGAGCGAAAAUCAGCGAUCUGACUUUCUCAGACAGGUGGCUAAUCCUAGCUUGGGUUAUCUGCAACGAAAGGCUCUUCACAAAUGCAUCACUUCUACAUGUAAGAAGACGAAUUGCUGUCCCAAGUGUGGGCAUAGGAAUGGUAUG